ACGCAUUCUCAUAAUUUAGCUAAAAUAAGUUUGUAGCUGGAAAAAGGAUUAUUUCGUUAUUAUUAUAAUAAUAUAGUUUAUAGUCAAUAUAGUUUAAUUGUCAUCACGUCAGCUUUGUAUAGCCAAAUAGCCUAUAUAGGUUAAUUAUAUAGUUGGUUGAAAUAAAAUCCAUUCUAUGCGUAGAUUAUAGGGGCUGUGAAUUUACAUUGCAUGCAUUAUAUUAACUGGCCUCAAACCCUAGAAUAUUAUAUUUCAACCGGGUAUCAACUGUCAGUAUUGGUACACUCGUGGUACGUACGUAGUUUUCUGUAUGUAUAAUGCUGCCACUGGACCGCUACAGGUGCACUGCAUCUCAGCGCCAGCGCCAAGAGGCAGCAUCUCUACUUGAAGAGAGCGCUCAUCCUCCGAACAGAGAUGAGUUGGACCGUGGGAAGCAUGGCCCUGACCUGCCUACUGCUGCUGAAGAUGCUAAAGGUGGAGAUGGUUGGUGGGAAAGUCCUGGAGGAGACCUACAUGAGGUGGAUCCACUACAAAGACGAAUGUGUGAAGAUGAUUGACUCUGAGCCAUUUCCUCAAGGCUUGUUCUGUAACAGGACGUUUGACCGCUACGCCUGCUGGCCUGAUAGUCCUCCUGGGUUGGUGGUCAACGUGUCCUGUCCCUCCUACCUGCCCUGGUUUGACAAAGUGUCUCAGGGUGUGGUGCGUCGGCGGUGUGGCUCUGAUGGCCACUGGGUGGAGGAGGAGGACGGGGAAGUCUGGAGGGACAUGUCUCAGUGUGAAGAGGAACAGGAAAUCACAUCUCAGGAGCUGUGGUUCAAGCAGCUGAUGGUGAGCUUCAGGAUGCUUUACACGGUUGGCUACACCCUGUCCCUCUUCACCCUGGUCUCAGCACUCAUCAUUCUACUGAGUAUCAGGAAGCUUCACUGCACCCGCAACUACAUCCACGCAAACCUGUUUGUGUCUUUCAUCCUGCGAGCUGUGUCGGUGAUCGUCAAGGACACCAUGCUGGAGCGUCACUGGGGCCGGGAGAUCAUGAGACAGGCCGACCUGGGAGAAAUGCUGAGUCACGAGGCUGCCAUUGGCUGCAGGAUGGCCCAGGUGGUGAUGCAGUAUUGUGUUCUAGCCAAUCACUACUGGUUCUUUGGAGAGGCCAUCUACCUGUAUUCGGUGCUCAUCGCCUCUGUAUUAAUUGAGAACAAGUACUUGCCUUAUAUCUGCCUCGGCUGGGGAACCCCUCUUUUAUUUGUCCUUCCUUGGAUGUUGGCCAAGCUAUUGAGAGAAAACAAAGAGUGCUGGGCAGUCAAUGAAAAUAUGAGCUACUGGUGGAUAAUACGGUUCCCCAUUCUGUUUGCGUCACUGAUCAACUUAUUGAUUUUCAUGAAGAUUUUGAAGGUGAUUCUAUCUAAACUACGUGCCAACAAUCAGAAUGGCUAUCCUGACUACAAGCUUCGCUUGGCCAAGGCGACCUUGACCCUCAUCCCUCUAUUUGGCAUCCAUGAGGUCAUCUUCAUCUUCGCCACUGAUGAGCAGACCACUGGCAUCCUGCGCUACAUCAAGGUCUUCUUCACGCUCUUCCUCAACUCAUUUCAGGGAUUUCUGGUGGCUGUGCUGUACUGCUACUGUAACAAAGAGGUGAAGACAGAGCUUGCGAAGAAACUGCGAAGCUGGAGGAUGGAGAUGGAGGUGGUGUGCUGUGGACAGUGACUAACCGAGACAAGAGUUGUACCAUUCUCCAUCGCCACAGUUCCAGAGAACAAUGGAGCUUCUACACCACCAACAGGAGUCCAGCCUGAUAGUCCUCCAUCUCCACAGACUCAAAGUUCAAGACAGCAUGCUCGGAACACCUCCAUGACACCUGAGUCUCUCGCUCAACUGCAUUGUUGUACCACAACGGCAACGCUGGACAAAAGUACAGACUGCACACACCUAACUCAUAAUGAGACCACAGGGUCUAGUCCAUCUAUGCAGGUGUCAUUCCUCAUUCACUUAAAUGACCCAGUAGAGUUACCUCCACAUGUUGUAAAUAUUUAUUCAGAUUAAAGGCCCAAAUGCAGCCAUUUUUAUCUUAAUAUCGAAUCAUUUCUGGGUAACAAUUAGGUACCGUAGUGUAAUAGUUUUAAAUUAAAAUGUAAAAUAAAUGCCAAAAAUAUUUUUUUCGCAAGCAAGAACUUUCAGAGGUCUGUCUAGGAGUGGUCUGAGUGAGGGGUCUAAUUGGGGGUGCCUAAUGUAACUUGAAAACUAGCUGUUGGCAGAGAGGUUUAACACUUUUUUUGUUAUUGGUCUAUCAACUUAUACUGCCUGGGGAUGUCACCAUGCAAGACAACUCCGCCCAUGCAAAACCUGCAGAUUAGAAGGUCCUAUGUAAAUUGUAUUUUCAAUGGUCAACUAUCAGAAAGUUACACUGAUCACAUUUUUCCCACUUUUACAGUGUUAGUUUCAUCAGUUGUUGUACAAUAUGAUACAAAACACAGGGAAAACUGAAAUUUGACUGCACUGGGCCUUUAAGUAAGAUAUUAUUUGUGUGUCACUCUGUUGAUGUACAGCAUUUUAAUGUAUUUCCAAAUGAUGAGUGGUACAGUGCCUAGUGAAAGUCUACACGUCCAAAUACCCCCAUGCCUUAAAAUUACAUCUAAAAAGGGAUUAAAUAAAUACAAAUCCUGCCGAUCUACAUAACCUACUCUACAUUUUCAAAGUUAAAGAAAAUGAUGGAAAAUGUUCCACAAGAAAAAAGAACAUGUCUAAAUUGCAUUUGUGUUCACACCCCAGAGUUAAUACUUUGUGGAAGUAUUUUGGCAGCCAUUACAGCUGGGAAUCAUUUUAAAUAAGAUGUAACCGGUGUCAAAUGGCUAGCUAGACAGUAGCAUUUAAAUCUGUGACAUCACUUGCUCUGAGACUUUGAAGUAGUUGUUUCACUUGCUCUGCAAGGGCUGUGGCUUUUGUGUAGCGAUAGUUAACUAUGCUUCAUGGGAGGCAGAUGUUGAUGGGUUCAGAGGAUCCCUCAUAUGAGCCCAGGUUGGAGCAAGGAGAGGGACGGAAGCAAAGACUGUUACAUUUGCACAACUCUUAGGGCAACAUACACUGAGUUAACCAAACAUUAGGAACACCUUCCUAAUAUUGAGUUGCACCCCCCCUUUUCCCCUCAGAACAGCCUCAAUUUGUCAGGGCAUGGACUCUACAAGGUGUCAAAAACGUUUCACAGGGAUGCUGGCCCAUGUUGGCUCCAAUGCUUCCCACAGUUGUGUCAAGUCGGCUGGAUGUCCUUUGGCUGGUAGUCCUUUGGCUGGUAGACCAUUCUUGAUACACACGGGAAACUGUUGAGCAUGAAAAAUACAGCAGCGUUGCAGUUUUUGAAACAAAACGGUGUGCCUGGCACGUACUACCAUAUCAUGUUCAAAGGCACUUACUGUAAAUAUUUUGUCUUGCCCAUUCACCCUCUGAAUGACACACAUACACAAUCCAUGUCUCAAUUGUCUCAAGGCUUAAAAAUCCUUCUUUAACCUGUCUCCUCUCCUUCAUCUACACUGACGUGGAUUUAACAAGUGACAUCCAUAAGGGAUCAUAGCUGUCAGCUGGAUUCACCUGGUCAGUCUAUGUCAUGGGAAGAGCAGGUGUUCUUAAUGUUUUGUAUACUCAGUGUACAUUGUUUUUGUCAAAAUUGCUCAAGCUCAGUAAAUUAAGGUUAAUUGAUGGACAGCAAUAUAUAAACCUUCUGGCCUGGACCACGCAGGACCUCCUUUCAUAUUUAUUUUGAUCCUAACAAAACACCCCAGUCUCUGCCGGUGACAAGUAUACCCAUAACAUGAUGCUGCCACCACAAUAGUUGAAAAUAAAAGUUGGUAGAAUGUUAUUCAAAAUUGUUCACAGCUGUAGUGGCUGCCAAAGGCUGCUUCCACCAAGUAUUAACUCUGGGGUGUGAAGACAUACACAAUCAAAACAUCUUCAUUUUUGAUUAAUUUGGAAAUUGUUCUAUAUUUUUUCUCUCGCUUUGAAAAUGCGGAGUAGGUUGUGUAGAUCAUUAGGGGGCAAAAAAAACAACACAUUUAUUCCCUUUUAAGAUUUCAUUUUAAGGCACCAAAUGUGAAGACUGUGCAAGGGGUGUGUAGAUUUUCACUAGCGAUUGUGUCUCAAGUAGUCAUUUUGUAUUCGAGAUGAGGGAAGCUCUAUUAACUUUUGAAAUGUCAAUAGAUAAAGAGAAAUAUGACAUAAAAAUCAUACUUUUUCAUGCUGUUGUCUUUCUGGAGGCCAUAGGGUGGAUAACUCAAACACGUUUAUGUCAGUGAUGCGUAUGUGAACCCUGAAUGCAUCAGUCACUUUAUGCAAUUUAACAUGACCUUUUACCAUAUCAUGUUUAGUGUGGAAUUUAUAAAUGAAAUUAUCCUUAUCCAACUCAAGACAUGGGUCGGGCUCCCCUGCUCAGAUGCUGCAUGCAUCAACCAAU
This is a messenger RNA of Salvelinus fontinalis (brook trout), 4438 nucleotides long. RefSeq names its product glucagon receptor-like. Gene Ontology annotation, biological process: cell surface receptor signaling pathway; adenylate cyclase-modulating G protein-coupled receptor signaling pathway. The coding region runs from base 415 to 1704 and encodes 429 amino acids. The record is from RefSeq and is a predicted model, not a curated record. Gene Ontology annotation, molecular function: peptide hormone binding; glucagon receptor activity. The transcript has 14 exons. Gene Ontology annotation, cellular component: plasma membrane. Lineage: Eukaryota; Metazoa; Chordata; Actinopteri; Salmoniformes; Salmonidae.